Hordeum vulgare subsp. vulgare (domesticated barley) is the source of this 1069-nucleotide messenger RNA. Its product is annotated as pyrroline-5-carboxylate reductase. Gene Ontology annotation, biological process: L-proline biosynthetic process. Gene Ontology annotation, molecular function: pyrroline-5-carboxylate reductase activity. Bases 140 to 973 code for a protein of 277 amino acids. The transcript is spliced from 7 exons. Lineage: Eukaryota; Viridiplantae; Streptophyta; Magnoliopsida; Poales; Poaceae. The record is from RefSeq and is a predicted model, not a curated record.
GGAUCCAAAGCCCCGCCAGCGUCCACCCCGAGUCCUCCCCUCGUCAGACCCGACCCGUGCGCCGCCACCCACCAACAACUCCCUCCCCCACGCCGCCGCAACGCUCGCGUGCUCCAGCCGCCGCGCCCCCCUCCCAGCAAUGGCGGCCGCGCCCCCGGCCCCCGCCCCCGCGUUCCGCCUGGGCUUCGUCGGCGCGGGGAACCUGGCCGAGAGCAUCGCGCGGGGCGUCGCGGCGUCGGGCGUCCUCCCGGCCUCCGCCGUCCGCACCGCGCCCCACCGCCGCCCCGAGCGCGCCGCCGCCUUCGCCUCCCUCGGCGCCACCAUCCUCGCCUCCAACGCCCAGGUCGUCGACGACAGCGAUGUGAUCGUCAUCUCCGUCAAGCCCCAGAUUGUGAAGCAGGUUCUGGUUGAGCUCAAGCCCUUGCUGUCUGAAGAAAAGCUUCUCGUCUCCAUUGCCGCCGGCAUCAAGAUGAAAGAUUUGCAGGAUUGGUCUGGUCAGCGCCGAAUCAUUAGAGUAAUGCCGAACACUCCCUCUGCCGUCGGACAAGCAGCAUCAGUGAUGUGUCUAGGAGAGACGGCUACUGAGAAUGAUGAAAAUCGUGUAAAGAGCUUAUUUAGUGCCAUUGGAAAAGUUUGGACAGCCGAAGAAAAAUAUUUUGAUGCGGUUACUGGCUUGAGUGGUAGUGGUCCGGCCUACAUUUUCUUGGCAAUAGAGGCCAUGGCUGAUGGUGGAGUUGCUGCUGGGCUUCCUCGGGAUCUUGCUCUUGGUCUUGCAGCUCAGACAGUUCUAGGUGCUGCAACCAUGGUUAGCGAGACGGGUAAACAUCCAGGCCAGCUGAAGGAUCAGGUCACUUCCCCUGCAGGAACUACGAUAGCUGGUGUUCAUGAGCUCGAGAAGGGUUCGUUCCGUGGCACACUGAUAAAUGCCGUUGUUGCUGCCACAACAAGAUGCCGAGAGCUCUCAAAAAAUUAGUCCUAUAAAUUUAUUAGCCCUUGUUAGGUUUGCUACGAUUCUGCAAUAAAAUGGUGUAGACAUGAUUUAUGAGAUAUUUAAAUCUCAGACUCGAAA